Manduca sexta (tobacco hornworm) is the source of this 2027-nucleotide messenger RNA. Its product is annotated as zinc finger protein 622. NCBI's taxonomy places the organism in Eukaryota, Metazoa, Arthropoda, Insecta, Lepidoptera, Sphingidae. The record is from RefSeq and is a predicted model, not a curated record. Gene Ontology annotation, cellular component: preribosome, large subunit precursor. Gene Ontology annotation, biological process: ribosomal large subunit biogenesis. Bases 182 to 1378 code for a protein of 398 amino acids. The transcript is spliced from 7 exons. Gene Ontology annotation, molecular function: zinc ion binding; nucleic acid binding.
UGCUUUCAGUUCAUUCUGUCAUGUCUCUUACGUCAAACUUAACAGUAAACUUAUUGGUUAGAAUGCGUAAAAAAUUCAGUUUUAAGUGAUUUAAUAAAGGUUUUAGGAUAACGCAGUUGUUUAUCUUUUUGUAAUAAAUGUCACAGUAUUGUUUGUAGCAAACACCGAGCUUCUAGUAAAGAUGGUCGAUACAUUUACGUGUAUCACAUGUAAUGUGAGGUAUGAGACUGCGGAGCAACAACGUGAACAUUACAAAUUGGAUUGGCAUAGAUAUAAUUUGAAAAGAAAAGUAGCCUCGUUACCUCCAGUAAAAUUGGAGGAGUUUGAACUUAGAGCUAAAGAACAUAGAGAACGGCAAAAUGCGAGCCAGGAUGAAUCACAGUACUGCAAGUGUUGCUCAAAGUUGUUCAAUACGAAAAAUGCAUUUAACAACCACUUGAACAGCAAAAAACACAAGAUUUUGGAGGAAAAGUUUGUUGAAAGCAACAAAGAGGAUGAUAAUAGUGGACAUUCCGAUACAGAUAGUUUUGUGAAAGUUGAAUCAUCAUCGAAUGCUACAAAAGAACCGGGAAAAUUUGUUGUGGUCAGUGCUGAUGACUCUGGCGAUGAAGAUAUUGAAACAGAUUCUGAAAUUGAAGAGCUCGAUUCAGACGAGUGGGACGAAUGUAGAAUCAAAGGCAGCGAUUCUCUCAUCAAGCCACGAGAUUGUUUAUUCUGCGGACAUCACAGUAAAAACAUGGUCAAAAACCUCAAACACAUGUCUGUAGCGCACUCAUUCUUCAUUCCUGAUGUGGAAUAUUGUGUGAAUAUAAAAGAAUUACUACUUUAUUUAGGAGAAAAGAUAUCACAAGGAUACAUGUGCAUAUGGUGCAAUGACACGGGUAAAACAUUUUAUUCUAUGGAAGCUGCUCGGGGUCAUAUGAUUGACAAGGGACAUUGCAAGAUGUUACAUGAGGGUCUUGCAUUGGCUGAAUAUUCAGAUUUCUAUGAUUACAGUGCUUCAUACCCUGAUCAUGAGGAAGGUGGCGAGAGCAUGGAUGUAGACGAGGAAGUGGAUGGACCCUCAACAAUUGCAGGUGAUGACUUCCAGUUGGUGCUGCCUUCAGGAAUUGUUGUCGGUCACCGCUCACUUAUGAGAUAUUAUAAACAGAAUUUAACACAAAGUAGUGGAGCUCUAGUGAAAAAAUCUGACCGUAAACUACAUAGGCUUCUUGGUGUGUACCGUGCACUUGGUUGGUCAGAAAAAGAACAGACAUUGGCUGCAAAGAAAGCAAGGGACAUUCACUUCAUGAAGCGAGUGCAAGCAAAAUGGCAGAUGAAACUUUCCAUCAAAAACAACAAGUUCCAGAAACAUUACCGGCCACAAGUUAAUUUCUAAAAUGUGUUACCAUUCAUUGGUAAUGAUUUUAAAGUAAUUUAUGAUAGCUUAAUAAUAUACCAUGUGUUCUUAGUUACGAAAAAAUAUUCUAAAGUUCAAUGUGAUUAGUAAAUAAUUAUGAAAUUUGUGUUUAAUUCCCUUAAGCUAUUAUUGUUCAUUCAAACUUUUCUUAAACUGGUGCUUAAUAAACUAAAAUGUUUAAUUAACUUACAUAAUCCACAUACAUUAUACACUUAGAUUAUUUAGAUAUACAUUAUUGGAAAGCAAAAUAUUUUUAAAUGAUUAAUCACUUUGAAGCUUCAAAUAAUUCAAUGGUGUUUUUUCAUCUGAUGCUGUGGCAAUAACGUAGCAUAGUUGGGAUAAAUAUAUGUAUAAUACAGUUCAAUUUUUAUUUUCGUAUUAUUUCAAUGUUAUGAUAUCCUCAGAAACAAUCUGGAGGUUCUAAAGACAGGGUUUUUAAAUCAGUUGUGUAGUUAUAUUAUGUAUUUGGAAUUAUGAUACGUAAUGUAAACAAAUAUUCUGCAAUAUAGGUCUGCAAAUAAUUAAGAUUCGCAGUACAUAUAUUAAACUAGCAAAUUCUUUUGGUAGCAUAAGUUCAUGUUAAUCAGUUUAUAGGAAAAACGAAGAGAAAUAAAUUGAAACUCUGCAC